This is a messenger RNA of Brachypodium distachyon (stiff brome), 1190 nucleotides long. Its product is annotated as myb-related protein 306. The record is from RefSeq and is a predicted model, not a curated record. Gene Ontology annotation, biological process: response to auxin. NCBI's taxonomy places the organism in Eukaryota, Viridiplantae, Streptophyta, Magnoliopsida, Poales, Poaceae. The transcript has 2 exons. Bases 268 to 1044 code for a protein of 258 amino acids.
AUGCCAUGUUGCCGUAGGCUUGAAUAGCUCGCAGACGGCAGACAGCAAGUGAAAAGAAGCUCGGCCACACUCUCCCUUCAAUUCAUCCGCUCACUCUCUGUCAAAUUUCUUCAUCAGCUCCCCGGCCUUCUGUUCCUUUCUCUAUCUCUCUCUCUAUACACACACACACACACAAUAGAAUUUUCAGAGAGUUGAUAGACAUAUGUUUCCCAGCUACUAGCAGAAAUAGAUCGACGAGAUCAAGAUCGAAGAUCAGUGAAUUUAUCAAUGGGCCGGCCGCCGUGCUGCGACAAGAUGGGGGUCAAGAAAGGGCCAUGGACGCUGGAAGAAGACAUCGUUCUGGCCUCGUACGUGCAGGAGCACGGGCCGGGCAACUGGCGGUCGGUGCCAGCGUCCACGGGCCUUGCCCGGUGCAGCAAGAGCUGCCGCCUCCGGUGGGUCAACUACCUCCGCCCCGGCAUCCGCCGUGGCGACUUCACGCCCCAGGAGGAUAGCGUCAUCGUCCACCUCCAGUCCCUCCUCGGCAACAGGUGGGCCGCUAUUGCGUCAUACCUGCCGAAUAGGACUGACAACGACAUCAAGAACUAUUGGAACACGCACCUCAGGAAGAGGCUCAAGAAGCUGGAGGCCAUGGGCGCCAUCUUCGCCCUGCCGCCACAGCCACCCGAAUCCACCAGCACCCGCUCCUCCUCAUCAUCAUCCUAUGCCUACAGCGUGGACAAUAUCUCUAGGCUGCUCCAUGGCUUCAUGAAGACUUCUGCACCCCCAGCCUCGGCGCCAACAAAAUCAUCGCAGAGUGCCUCAUAUGCUGACGCCAAACCCAGCACCGUUGUCCAUGUCAUUGAGGCCAAUGAGUACGCUUUGCCGCCUACCUUUGACGACUACAGCUUCUCCGGCACCGGUGCGGAGCUGAUUAACUUCGCCGGCGUUCAGCAGCAGGUGUCACUGUCUUCAAUCGAGAAGUGGCUGUUCGACGAGGCGGUGGAGACGAAGGAUGAGCUGAAUUCGUCCGAUGCAUCCUACUCCGUACCAAUGCUGUUCUAAGGAAAAAAGAGAAGAGACACAAGUAAAUUACUUGGAUCCGUCGUGUUGAUCGAGCAUCGGGCCUCCUUCUUGUACCCUGAAUAAAUAAAUAAAAACAACAACUAUUGUAACUACUCUACUACAGAACUAUGGAUAUAUUUUGAUAA